This is a messenger RNA of Cylicocyclus nassatus, 2395 nucleotides long. The record is from the annotation of a GenBank genome assembly. Lineage: Eukaryota; Metazoa; Nematoda; Chromadorea; Rhabditida; Strongylidae.
AAUUUCAGUGCUUCGCAAACCUUCGUGGCACUUCUCAGUCUGACCCCACUUGAAGACGAAGCACACAAACACUUCAUUACACGACAAUGGUCGUCACAAUCACUCGAACCAGAUCAUUCUCCCGGCAGCGUAAAGUAUCAAAAUCGCCAGCGCGUCGCAAGAUGACUUCACCAAAAUCUGAGCCGAAGCACAAAAAGGCCGAAAAAGCAACGUCUUCACGCUCCAGAUCGGCAAGCAGAGGAAGGCCGAGUAAGAAGGAGAAAGGAGAUACCAAGAAGACGAAAAGUAUCAGCAGAUCACAGUCUAGGGGACGUCCAAGCAAGGUACUAAAACGAUUGUCGAAAUCGCCAGCAAAGAAAAAAGUGUCGUCACCAGCUAGGUCGGCUAGAAAAGCAUCACCAGUCACAAAAAGAAGCGUAAAAAGAACCCCAAGCGUAAAAAGGACGCCGAGCGUAAAAAGAACCCCGAGCGUAAAGAGAACAGGAUCGACGAGAAGCCCAGCACCUAGAUUGACAUCAACCAAGAUUCAUCCUACUAAACUAGAAUACUCCGCACGUGGUACACUAAGACCACAAAAAUCUCCAAGUUCAAGCCCCUAUGUAGAUGAAGAUGAAGAUGAAGAUGAAGACGAAGAGGAAGUUCAUACCUAUUCUCGAAGCUUCGAGAGACAAGAUACUGGAGACUACACAUCUACCCCGUUGGAGUCUUCUAGGCGAUACCUAAGACAUGAGAGCUCAAGUCCAUCACCAGUGAAGAGAACUCCAACCAGAAGUCAGAUGUCAAAGAGAGGCGAACCUUCAGCAUUAUCUGAAGCAUACGAUUAUGCCAAAGAAACAAUGGACACAGUGGGAGAACGUAUUCACGAUUUUCCACGUACGGCUACUCGAUCCGUGUUGAAAAACCGUCGAAAUUAUCGUCGUGAAGAACUGCGUGAAGGCAUAAUUGGUACUGCGAUAGCUGACUCGAAGAUUGCGAAUGUGAUAACGAAAAUGCAGCGUGUACAACAACUGAAGUCGUUGUUACCCAAGUCAUCGGUUGUAUACUACAAGAAACCGCUGUUAAUCACAAAGGGUAAAAUGCAGUACCUGUACGACUGUAACGGUAAUGAGUACUUGGAUAUGUUUGCCGGGAUUGUUACUGUAUCGGUGGGACAUUGCCAUCCAAAGGUCAAUGCCGCCUUAAAAGCACAGCUUGACAAGCUCUGGCACACCACAUGCAUUUACUAUACGGAACCCGUUCUUGAGUAUGCAGAAAAGCUUACGGCGAAGUUUCCAAAACAUAUGAAGGUAUGCUUCUUCGUAAAUUCGGGCUCGGAAGCUAACGACCUAGCAAUGACAUUGGCUAGAGUACAUACAGGACGUUUUGACAUAUUAUCAAUGCGUAAUGGAUAUCAUGGCAUGACACAAACCGUUAUAGGAUCGACAAAUAUAGGAACAUGGAAACAGCCAAUGCCAGCCGGUUUUGGGAUACUGAAAGCUAUGACAGCCGAUCCGUACAAGGGACCAUGGGGUGGCAAACACUGUCGCGAUUCACCUAUCCAGCCGAAGCGAGACUGUGAUUGUAAAGCUGGCGAAUGCAAGGCUACAGAUAAGUAUAUCCAACAAUUCGAAGAAACUAUACAACAUGACUUCCCGGCUGCCACAGGACCCGCAGCGACGUUGAUCGAAUCCAUUCAAGGUGUAGGCGGAACGAUGCAAUUUACCAACGGGUUUCUAAAGCGGGCAUUCGAAGCUGUGCACGCACGUGGAGGAUUAGCAAUAAGUGAUGAAGUGCAGACCGGUUUUGGACGAUUGGGAUCACAUUUCUGGGGAUUCGAGGCACAAGAUGCAAAACCAGACAUUGUUACGAUGGCCAAAGGUAUCGGAAAUGGUUUCCCCAUGGGUGCUGUCGUCACUACCGAAGAGAUCGCAGCUUCAUUUGGAAAAGCGCUUUACUUCAAUACAUUUGGAGGAAAUCCAAUGGCAUCAGUCGUUGGCAAAGCUGUCUUAGAGGUGAUUGAGGAAGAGAAGCUCCAAGAAAAUUGUGCGGUUGUGGGUGAUUACCUGCUGAAGCAGCUUGCGUCGAUCAAAAGUCCAUUGAUCGGUGACGUCCGUGGAAAGGGGCUUAUGACUGCUGUCGAGUUUGUCGAUGAGGAUGGAAAACCGCUGCCAAAAGACCGCAUGGCUGAUUUGUUUGAAAGAGUGAAGGAUAACGGUGUACUAGUCGGCAAAGGAGGUCUGUAUGGUAACUGUUUCCGUAUAAAGCCACCGAUGUGCGUCAACAAGAAGGACGCGGACAAAUGUGUCUCAGCAAUCGCAGACGCUCUCAAACACAUAGCAUAAGCAAUUUGGAUAUAGGUUGCUCAUGCUUGCGGGUAUCAUGUGCCGAAUUCUAACUGAAAUAAAAGGAUUCCUUA